AUGGAGGAUUACAAAAGCGGCCCACUUGCCACCCGUAAAGCCGCUUCCAAAAAAGCCACUGACAAAUUCCCUUCCAAAAUCCCAAUAAUCUGCCAAAAAUCCACCUCUAGCGUACUUCCCUCCCUCGCAAAAUCAAAAUUCCUAAUCCCAAAAUCUCUCGAAGUCCUUGAAUUUGAAAGGCUUAUCAGGAAGAGAAUCAGCCUUGACGAGAGAGAAGCCAUCUUCUUCUUAAUCAACGGUAAGAUCAUGCCUAGGAAGGAUUCUACUAUGGAACAGGUUUAUGAAAAGGAGAAAGAUGAAGAUGGAUUUCUGUAUGUAAUUUAUACGGAAGAGAAUUUUAUUGGCUAA
Moneuplotes crassus is the source of this 348-nucleotide messenger RNA. Lineage: Eukaryota; Ciliophora; Spirotrichea; Euplotida; Euplotidae. The record is from the annotation of a GenBank genome assembly.